This is a messenger RNA of Monoraphidium neglectum, 789 nucleotides long. RefSeq lists its product as hypothetical. Gene Ontology annotation, molecular function: thiolester hydrolase activity. The coding region runs from base 1 to 789 and encodes 262 amino acids. The record is from RefSeq and is a predicted model, not a curated record. NCBI's taxonomy places the organism in Eukaryota, Viridiplantae, Chlorophyta, Chlorophyceae, Sphaeropleales, Selenastraceae. The transcript is spliced from 3 exons.
AUGUCAUGGAUGGAGCAGUGCGCCUACAUCAGCGCGUCGCGGCUGCGGGGCCUGCGCCACCUCACGGCCGGCAUGGACAGCGUCACCCUGGCCCGCACCACCAAGGUCGGAGACGUGCUGUACGUGACCGCACAGGUGGCCGUCACCGUCUUUGGCGAGACCCCCAGCGAGGGCGCCGUGUUCCACUGCGCCGACGCCUGCGUCACCGUCGUGGUGGUGGACGAGGGCGGCGCCCCCAGCAGCAUCCCCUUUGCGCUCGACCCUCAGACGCCGAACCAGCAGCUGCGGUACAGGACCGCCCUGCGCCGCCGCCGCGAGCGGCUGGCCAUGCGCCACGAUUUGCUCAAGGAGGCAGCUGCCAAGAAGCUGCUCGACGGCAGCCUGACCCGCAUGUCGUCGCACGGCAGCUGCAACGUGCUCUCGCAGGACCUCGCCGCCAGCGCCGCGGCCGCCGCGGCGGCCGCGAGCGCGCGGGCGUCCAUGCUCGCCGCCGGGGGCGCUGCCGCAGGCUGCGGCGGCGCGCGGCCCUUUGGCGGCUUUGGCGCGGCCGCGAGCGGCUUCCGGGAAGACGGCGGCGCGGCCGGCGCGCGCGCGAUCGACAUCCCGGCGGUUGUCACGUCCAACGGCGCCAGCAAGACGCUGGGGGUGUGCCCCUCCCCCAAGUUGGAGGGGAUUUUCCCGAUCAAGUCGGGCCAGCGCUCGGCCCCGGUCUCACCAAAGGGGCAGCUGCGGCAGCAGCUCAGGGUGGGGUCGGUGCCGUCGCCCCACGAGUACUUUGACAACUGGUGA